This is a messenger RNA of Amborella trichopoda, 2112 nucleotides long. RefSeq names its product putative WRKY transcription factor 53. NCBI's taxonomy places the organism in Eukaryota, Viridiplantae, Streptophyta, Magnoliopsida, Amborellales, Amborellaceae. Gene Ontology annotation, cellular component: nucleus. Gene Ontology annotation, molecular function: transcription cis-regulatory region binding; DNA-binding transcription factor activity. The record is from RefSeq and is a predicted model, not a curated record. Gene Ontology annotation, biological process: regulation of DNA-templated transcription.
GCUAUUUUCUGACUGAGUCUAACAAAAUUGGGUCAAUCUAUCCAUCAUUGCGUCAGGAUUUCAUCCAACUUCAUGUAGACUGUUGUGAAUCUAAUGUACCUGUGGGCCAACACUCCUUAUCAAAGGGAAAAGGUGAAAGAAGAAGACGACAAAGUCGACAAAAAGGAGGCAUUUACGUUUGUUGAGGCUUUUCGCUGAAAUUUCGGCGAAAUAAUGACCGAAGAGAAGGGAAUAGAAGGAGGAGAACGCGUCAUCGCUUGGACUACACUCCGCUUUCUUUCACUCUGCUUGGACCGUGGACUAAGUCUUUCUUACUCACUCUCUCUCCUUUUCCCAGUCAAUACUUCUUCACUUCAUUUUAUCUUUCCAAACUUUAAUGUAAUCAUGGAAAUAUAAAUAACUCUUCUCUCACUCUUAUCUGUAAAUCACCCUUAACUGCAUUUAUAUGAGCCCCUUCUCUCUCUCUCUAUCUCUACAUGUUAAGGACCGAAUUCAACUUCAAAAUCUGCACUUCCCCUUUGAUUCUUUAGGCCAGUUAAAGUUCAUGGUAGCACCAGGUUUUCUUCAUGUUCAUGUGAUGUUCUUCGAGUUCUUUGGGUUUAAAUUAUCUGCGUUUUCGAGCUAAACAAGCAUUGAGUCCAGUGAGGAAAUCCCUUCAGUUCUUCUUCUAAGUAACUGUGUACCCAUUCUUCUUCUUCGACUGCUCUUUCGAAUUUGGAGGUUUUAACUCAGAGAUACCCAUGACAGCUCCUUCAAUUCGAAUUUAUAGUUGGCUUACUCUUCUCUCUUUGACCCUUCAUUUGCACAUUUCUGAGUGAAAAUGCGUGCCCUCUGCACUUUCAUAAAGAAAAGGUGAAUUCUCUCACAAAACCCACCUCCAAAACACCAUCCUGAGUCACCAAGACUCCCAAAUUUGGGGUUAUAAUAAUUUGAUUUCGGAAAAGUAAUGGAGGUAAUCGGUGAGUGGGAGCGGAAACUGUUGGUCCAAGAAUUGAGUGCAGGACAGGAAGCAGCAAAGGAGCUUCUCAGCAAUGCUGAAAAUGCCGUUGCAAAGGAGGCCAAGGUGCAAAAGAUACUGGCUUCCAUCUCAAACGCCCUCUUAUUGCUCCGGCAAACAGAUGCGACCGACGAUUCGCCCGAUUCCGGGAGCCGGAGCCCCUUGAGUGACGAUUCAGGCAAGAGCUAUGCCCGGCCCUCUAAGGACCAGGACGGGCGUGAGAUUUCGAAAAAGAGGAAGACGCUGCCAAAGUGGACGGAGAGAGUCAGCGUUGCUGCGGAAAGUGGGUGCGAAGGUUCGCUGGGAGACCGUUACACGUGGCGAAAGUACGGUCAGAAGGACAUACUCGGAGCCAAAUACCCUAGGGGUUACUAUAGGUGUACUCACAGAAACUCCCAAGGCUGCCCUGCAACCAAGCAAGUCCAGAGAUCAGAUGAUGACCGUUCAAUCUUCGACAUCACAUAUCGCGGAAAGCACACUUGCAUCUAUUCAACCCACCGGAAUCCGACCAACUCACCGAAAAGCCAGCCAGAAAUUGUCCUUAAUUUCAAGGCAGGUGGCCUCAACAUCAAGACCGAAGCACCCGAACAUGCCGAGAUGAUUGGUUCUUCUCCUUCUUUCUCUUUUCCUUGUACCCCAACUGUCGACUCAAAGGGCAUAUUUUCGCCGGCGAGAUCAGCACCUGAGAACCAAUUUUCGGGCAGAGGAUUCUCACCUGCUUUUGUGUCUCCGGCAACAUCGGAAUCAAACUAUUUUGCAGGGCUUGGUGAAAUACUCUCAGCUCCAAAUUCUUCAACAAACUCACCAAUGAUGGAUAUGGAUCUUAUGCUUCAUAAUGUGGAAUUUGAUCCAGAAUUCCAAUUUGAUGCCUCUGAGUUUUUCUGAUUUUGCUUAACUGGGUCUUUCUUUUAUUUUUUGUUGAUAAAUUUAGAGAAAUAGAGGGAAGGGGCUCAGAUUUGGGAGAGAGAUAGAGAAAUGGCUCUGUUUAGGUAGAGGAUCAGGGAAUCCUAAAAUUGUAUAGUAAAAAGAGUAAUAGUUGUUGGAGUCUGAUGAGGAGAUAGUGUAACCUGUUCAUUUUUCUUCCAAAAAGGUAAUUGUCUUAUAUUAUGUCUUUA